GAAUCCAGAUAAGAAGCGGAAGUGGGCGGGAGUGAGGAUGCUACUGGCGCGCAGGUGUCUGGGGAGGGGCGAAGAGGCAGCGGGGCGGAGGAGUCCCUGCGGGUAGUGCAUGGCGUACCCCGCAGGACCCGGGAGGCCGGGAAAGGACUGUCUCUGCUUCCCCGACCCCGGAGGAUGUUCGGGGACCUGGACCUGGGAGUCGCCGUGGUGGCCGCGCUCCUGACCGGCGUCGUUCUGCUCGUUGUCCUGAGGCGCCGAGGCCCGCGCCGACCCCCGUGCGCCGCGGGCUGGAUUCCCUGGGUGGGCGCCGGGCUACGGUUCGGGAAGGCCCCGCUGGAGUUCAUCGAGCAGGCCCGGGCUCAGUAUGGACCAAUAUUUACCAUCUUUGCCAUGGGAAACCGAAUGACCUUUGUUACUGAAGAAGAGGGAAUCGAUGUGUUUCUAAAAUCCAAAGAAGUAAAUUUUGAACUAGCAGUACAAUAUCCCGUCUACCGCACAGCAUCAGUUCCAAAGAAUAUCUUUCUAACACUGCAUGAAAAGCUGCAUAUGACAAUGAAAGGGAAAAUGGGGACUUUCAACAUGUAUCAGUUCAUGGGGCGGCUGAAUGAAGAAUUCCAUGAACAACUGGAAGAUUUAGGCCCUCAUGGGACAAUGGACCUGAUCAGUUUAGUGAGGUGUCUCCUUUAUCCGGUCACAGUGAACGUACUUUUUAAGAAAGGCCUGAUUGUCUCACACAAAAGGAAAAUUGAAGAUUUCUACUGGCAUUUUCAAAUUUAUGAUGAGGGUUUUGAGUACGGAUCCCAGAUGCCAGAGUGGCUGCUGAGAAACUGGUCAAAAUCCAAAAGGUGGCUCCUGGCACUGUUUGAAGAAAGCAUUCCAGAUAUAAAAGCAUACAAACCUGAAAGGGAUGACUGUGCGACGUUAAUGCAGGCUGUGCUGGAUGUGGUAGAGGGGGAAGCAGACAGGCACAGUGCGAGCUAUGCACUCCUGAUGCUGUGGGCCUCUCUGUCUAAUGCUGUUCCUAUUACCUUUUGGACCCUUGUGUUCAUCCUGUCCCACGGUGACAUCCACAAGACCAUCGUGGAAGGCAUCUCCUCUGUGCUGGGGGGAGCAGGUAGAGAGAAGAUCACAGUGUCAGAGGAUAAGUUGAAGAAACUCUUGCUAAUUAAAUGGUGUAUUUUGGAAGCCAUUCGUUUAAGAGCUCCAGGUGUCAUAACUAGGAAAGUAGUGAAGCCAGUGAAAAUUUUGAAUUACACAGUUCCAUCUGGUGACUUGUUGAUGUUGUCUCCAUUUUGGCUGCAUAGAAAUCCAAAGUAUUUUCCUGAUCCAGAAUCAUUCAGACCUGAACGUUGGAAAGAGGCAAAUUUAGAGAAGCAUGUGUUCUUGGAUGGCUACAUGGCAUUUGGAGGCGGGAAGUUCCAGUGUCCUGGAAGCUCAGCUGAGGAGUCAUGACUCACUUGGGGAAGCACAGACACCUUUGCAGAAUUGCGAUCAUUAUCUCCCCAGCCAUUCAUCUUGACACUUCACGUGCGGCCAUGAUUUAUGUCUGUCAAGAACCGAAGAAGCAAUUCAAGCGUGGUUUUUAUUAUGUACGCAAAACGUUCUUUUCUGACCCAGAUUUUCUGAAAGGAACCAAGAAAAAAAACCUCACAUGAUCAUCACAAAAAUGCAGAAAAAGCAUCCCACAAAAGUCGACCCUCUUUCUGGUGAAAGUGCUCAUCAAUCUAGGAAUGGGAGGAAAGCUCCAUGGUAGUGCAGUGCUGGCACAGAGGCCAACAUGCAGACCGAGGGAACCAACCUGGGCAAGUGCCCACUGGGCAGGUGAUUUCUGGCAAGAAUGCUGAGGCCUUGUGAUUUGAAGAGACAGUAUUGUCAGCCUGCAUCUCCAUGUGCGUAAAUAAAGGAACAAAGCUAGACCCUUACCUAACAUCAGGUAGGAAAAUCACCUUGGGCCUUUUUCCUGAAUAAGAAGGCUUGAAAGGAGUUACCCAAGGUCUCCAGAUAGCUUGUACAUCUGAGAGUUUCCCGUCUAGGACGAGGAGCUGCAAGAGCACUCUUAGCACAAUCCUGGCUGCAGUCUGGAAGAUGAGGCCCCGGCCUGAACCCAAUUUCUCAACAACACGGAAGAGGGUGUCACAGAUGGAGAAGGGCUGAGUUUCCCAUCCUUCCUAUCUGCUUUCUCUUCUCUAUUUCCACUUGUAAAUAUUUCCUGUUCUCUUCUGUUUUCAUGUUUUCUUCUUUUGCUUCUCUUCCCAUUCUAUUCCAUCUUACUCUCUUCAUCCAUCACAAAGCAUCUGCCUGCCCACUCGACCUGACUGUACCCUUACUACUAUUAUUCCCAGCUCAGUGUUUGACACCCCACCCAUAGUGUUUCAUGUAUCACUGAGAUACUCUUUGUAAUACGGAUAGUGUAUACUAAAGUUAGAAAGUUUGAUAAAUUACGUCUUCUAACAUAGUUUUCCUUUCUGCCUAUCAAGUUCCUUUAAAUGAGCAGGUCUUGUAAUAUGGUCGUCGUAUCACUGACAGUAACAGUAUCUGGAGACUUGUAGGAAAUGAGAUUCCCCUGCCCAGCCCCAGACCUCCUGAAUCAGAACCUGGGGUGAGGGCUGUGUUCCCACAAGCCCUCCAGGAGAUUCCAGUCAGGAUAAAGUUCCGGAACUGUGGGGUGGAGACUGUUUACCUCCUGCCACCAAACUGAUUUUAUCUUCCUAAAAGAUCUCUUAGGGGAACGAGGUUAUGGGAAAAGCGCUUCCCCUUGAACUUGAAUGGCUAUGAUCCCAUGCGUGACGCCUGCGAAACUGCGCCUGCGCACUGGCUUCACCCAAUUCCGGGCAAGGCAAGAGCGUGCUAUUUUCAUAAACUGCAGCUGGUAACAGCUCGGGACAUUUCACAGGUUCUGCGCCUGGCAACAGCAAUUGUUUUCCAGCCCAUGCUGUCAUUGCCUGCCGUGACUGCUAGGAGGAAAAGAGACUUUUCUCUCUAAAAGAGAGACUGAGUCUCAAAAUCAAAGCAUCUACACAGGCAGUCACUGCCACGACCCUCCACUCCCGCCUUCCUCCUGUCUCAUAGCUGUUUCUGUUCUGGUUGCUCAAGCUCUGGGAGUCCGCCUUUGCUUCCCCCAUUUCUGGCUUUCUCAGUCUGUUCCCUCCCCUGAAACCAGGUCUUCAUCACUCCAGCAUCAGGUGAUUUUUACUGUUUUCCAACUCUCUCCUUGGCGCUGUCUCUUUUUCGAUCCUCUUAGGCCAGGCAGAUUAAUGUUCCUGAAAUAAUAAUGUCUGGUUGUCCUCUGAUUAUUACCGGCACUGCUGCCUGCCACCCAAACUCCAGAGUCCAGGGCUUCGGGGUCCCCACCAUGCAACGCCAGCCGAGCCUUCCUAAACAUCAGUGGUCCCUCCUGCCACGCGAGACACCCUGCCGGUGCCAGGCCCAGGUUCCCCACCGCUCUCACUCAGCAAGUCCGCUUAGUUAAAGCCUGUCCUUCCUCCGGGUCCUGCUCAGGUUUCCCCUGCACACACCACCAGGUCAGUGUGGUCCUGCCAGACUGCGAACCCUUGCCGCCCCCGGGCUCCCUCCGCUGCAUCCUUCCUUUGAUUGUUAGCGUGCACUGUUACCUUACCUCCCUGUUCAUCCCAAGCGCUGUGUUUUGUAUUCUUCAUGCCUGUGUAAAAUUCCCAAAUACCAAGUAGUUGAGGAAUCUUCAACGUGUUUACAUUUUAAUGUGUUUUAUUUGUAGAUGUGUGAUGUUCUUGUGAGUGUAAAAAAAAAAAUCUGGCACAAA
Molecule: messenger RNA, 3778 nt
Organism: Heterocephalus glaber (naked mole-rat)
Lineage: Eukaryota; Metazoa; Chordata; Mammalia; Rodentia; Bathyergidae
Gene: Cyp39a1
Product: cytochrome P450 family 39 subfamily A member 1
Biological process (GO): bile acid biosynthetic process; cholesterol homeostasis
Molecular function (GO): heme binding; oxysterol 7-alpha-hydroxylase activity; iron ion binding
Source: RefSeq, a predicted model, not a curated record